Hypoxylon fragiforme is the source of this 2574-nucleotide messenger RNA. RefSeq lists its product as uncharacterized. The record is from RefSeq and is a predicted model, not a curated record. The coding region runs from base 511 to 2394 and encodes 627 amino acids. The transcript has 2 exons. NCBI's taxonomy places the organism in Eukaryota, Fungi, Ascomycota, Sordariomycetes, Xylariales, Hypoxylaceae.
AACCAAGCUGCUCGGUCUAUAUUGCAAGCUAGCAUUGCUUCGCCGCCUCCUUCCCCGCUCUAGCCACCUAUCCGCCGGAAGCCUUUGUGUUUCGACCUUAGACAAGUACACUGUUGAAUCUCGGCAUAUAUCAAAGUUGAAGUUUUACAAACUACUGCUCUGAUAGUACUUCGCAAAGUGGCCAUUAGGUCCCCUGCGAUGAGGAGGUGGUGGUGGACCUCAUCUCUUACGUAUCAAGGAUAGAGGUCGCAGCGAACGAAACGGCGAAAAAAAAAAACGUUGCGAGGCGUCGUCAUCUAGAGCUACAGUUUAGGUCGAUGGGCUACACCUUCCCGCAUCGGCCAAUGCUACCGGUGGGCUAUCCAAGCUCGUAAAUAUAUCACCCGAUCGUGUUAUUUCCGAGUUACACUUCAGCCUCGUCUUUCAGCCUCGUCUACUUGACCUCACCUUACGUUUAAUUUAUAGCUUGUCGUACCGCUAAAGAUUGAGACGCCUUUUACUUGGUUGGGUAUGGAUUCUCGCUUCCCUGUUUCCCCCGCAGAACUAUAUAGUGUCCAUAUGGACGUCAAGCAGAUGCAGUUGAUUCAGAACAAUCAUGCCGAAAGACUUUCUCGCCUGGAGAAGCGACAAGCUGACGAUGCCGCUAUCAAAUCCGUUUGGAAUUCACCAUUUCCUAGUGCUUUAAGCGGCACACCGCAACACGGGCCGAUCCAGAUGCCCACGAGUGAGAUGUUUGACGAUUUCGAGGAACAGGGCCAGAGUCUUCUGGGCAGUCUCCAUCUUGAUGCUGAAGAUGAACCCGCAAGAAGGGGUGCCGCUUCUAGGGCGAAUAGUGUUCGCUUUGAUGAGAGUGCUCUUCAGGGCUCAAGUUGGGCGCAGAAUGGUCGACAUUCAGGGGACUUUGGACCCAUUCGACCUAGCAGCGGCUUAGGCAAUCAUAACAUAAUGGAACGUUCGCUGUCUCAUAAGUCAGAUGGUAGACACAGUUCUGCUGGCCAUUCAGUACAUUCGGUCCAUUCUCACCACUCUGUUGCCUCUGGCCGUGGGAGUAGUCUAGGUUUGGACACGACUUAUACCCCGGGUGGCCAGGAUGACGACUCACCAACUGGUAUACCGGAGCCGCCACCAAGCUUGUUUGUGCUGGGUUCUGUGCCUUCUAUCAUUCGAUGCUGGCUCACUGCAAAUUUCGCGCAUGACACCUUGCUCUAUGCAGACAUCUGUACUGGGUCACAGAAGUCUGUCCUAGAAUACACUCUAAUCAAGGAAUUAGACCUCCUUGACGAUAUUCAUCGAGAUUUAGAUGGUGUCCACCGAAUUCGCUUGCCCGUGUAUCUGACCGAAGCAACGGUAUCUCAGCCAAGCUCUCGAGGAAUGAGUCCGGCUCCGCAGAUGCCGAGUCUUGCGUGUACGUUCGAAGUAGUUGGCCUGGAUCAAGUCGAAAAUACAGAAGCCAAGAAAGCUAUCCGUAUUUUCAUUGGUAGUGAAACACUGAGGGAGUAUUCGGCAGAUGUCAUGUUCUCGCAGAAUCGGAUGACCCUCUACAGCAGCGAGCGUGAGAAGCUGUCUGUGCCGUUCGUACGCCCCGAAGAUAAUAAUGUUUUCAAACACAUUCGUACGAUGGCCGUAUUUCCCGAAAAGCCAAAACUGAACGCCACUGCUCGUCCGUUUGUCUUGGGCGAAAGCAAGCAGCAGACGGCGGCACCUGCUCAGUCGAAUGGGAUGCGGGCGAAAGAGGAAGAUGACGAAGAAGCCCCGGAGCUGGCAUCACCUUCGUCUGAACUGACAAGUCAGCAAGCCACGGUUGGAGGACCAAGUACCGUAUCGGAAAGCGGCGGUGAAAGUGAGAGGCAGUACAAAGGCACCGGCACGUCGGAGUUCGGCACGAAAGAGCCCCAAAUCCAGUCAAGCGACGCUUCAAGCGACAAUACACGCCGAACAUCCUCAGCAGCGGGUAGCAUCUGGAACUCGUGGCGCCAUGGACCUGCCCUCAAUGGCAAUGAAUCAAAGGAGAGUGUUCUGCUGAGUGGGUACCAGCCUGCUGGACGUGGGAGUCGCAAUAUGAAGGUUCUGAAGCCGAUGAAGUCGACAACAUCGUCUUCAGCCCGAACAGGGGCAGCUUAUGAACCAACUCCGCCACCCCGAAGCAGUGGCGAGCCUCGACGCAAGAGCCAGGUGGGAGCUGAUAGUGUCAGUAGCAGUGGUAGCAGCAUCCGAUGGGAGGCGAAGAAAGUGCCGAUUGGAAGCGCAGAGACGAAGCCAGGGCCAGCUACUCGUGAGACUCGAAGCGUGUCGGGAACUCCUCGUACGUCGACCAAUCCGAUUGGCAGCGCAUCGGCUUUUGCGUGGAUGAACCCAUCGAGCAAACCGAGAACGCCAACUGCAGCAGCUGAGUGAAGAUUAGGUACCUAUAGUACUUAGUAGUACGGGCUAUAUGUAUGUUUGGUGAUGGUUUGCGGUGCUCACAUUGUCAUCCUCCUACUUCUCCUAUUAGGAUCGCAGUGACUCUACUUUUCGUAGGCACACAUGCUUAAGAAAUUCAAUAAAUAAGAAAAGUUGAAUCAAUAAUAAGCUUGG